Molecule: messenger RNA, 1325 nt
Organism: Trichechus manatus latirostris (Florida manatee)
Lineage: Eukaryota; Metazoa; Chordata; Mammalia; Sirenia; Trichechidae
Gene: VSIG1
Product: V-set and immunoglobulin domain containing 1
Exons: 8
Coding region: 57-1325 (422 amino acids)
Biological process (GO): epithelial cell morphogenesis; maintenance of gastrointestinal epithelium
Cellular component (GO): plasma membrane; basolateral plasma membrane
Source: RefSeq, a predicted model, not a curated record
CAGCCUCGUCCAGGCAAGCUACUGGCACCUGGCUGCUCUCAACGAACCUCAACAAGAUGGUGUUCGCAUUUUGGAAGGUCUUCCUGAUCCUAAACUGCCUUGCAGGUCAGGUUAGUGUGGUGCAAGUGACCAUCCCAGACAGUGUGGUGAACGUGACUGUUGGAUCUAAUGCCACUCUCGUCUGCAUCUACACCACCACUGUGACCUCCCUGGACAAGCUCGUCAUCCAGUGGUCUUUCUUCCAUAACAAGGAGUUGCAGCCAGUAUCUCACAGCCCGUGCCUCAAUACUGAGGGUUUGGAGGAAAAGGCAGUCAGUCAGUGUCUAGACAUGGCGCAUGCAAGAGACGCUCGGGGAAGAUGUAGCUGGACUUCUCAGAUUUACUACUCUGAAGGUGGACAAGCUGCAGCCAUUGGGCGAUUUAAAAAUCGAAUUGUAGGGUCUUCCCAACCAGGUAAUGCAUCUAUCACCAUUUCUAAUAUGCAGCCAGCAGAUACCGGGAUUUACAUCUGUGAUGUCAACAACCCCCCAGACUUUGCUGGCAAAAACCAAGGCAUCCUCAACGUCAGUGUGUUAGUCAAACCUUCUAAGCCCCUUUGUAGCAUUCAAGGAAUACCAGAAACGGGUCAUCCUGUUUCUCUCUCUUGCCUCUCUGUGAUUGGAACACCUGCCCCUGUGUACUACUGGUAUAAACUCGAGGGAAAAAACAUCAUUCCAGUGAAAGAAAGCUUCAACCCAACCACCGGGAUUUUGGUUAUUGGAAAUCUGACAAAUUUUGAAAAAGGUUAUUACCAAUGCACAGCUAUCAACAACCUUGGUAAUGGUUCCUGCGAAAUUGACCUAACAACGUCGCAUCCAGAAGUUGGAAUCAUUGUUGGGGCCUUGGUGGGUAGCCUUGCAGGUGCUGCCAUUAUCAUCUCUGCUGUGUGUUUUGCAAGGAACAAGGCAAAGGCAAAGGAGAGGAAGAGAAAUUCUAAAACCACCACCACAGAGCUGGAACCAAUGACAAAGGUAAACCAAAGUACAGAGUACACGGCAAUGCCACCUGAAGAAGCCAUCCAAGUAGAAGCAACUCAGCCACCUUCCACCCUUGAGACUGACCCUGCUACUAUCCUGGAGCCAGACCAUGAGCCUGACCCCGAGCUGGAGCCUGCCUCGGAGUCUGCCCUGGAGCCUGAUUCAGGGCCUGAGCCUCUGCCAGUCCCUGAGCAUGAGAUCGAGCUUGAGCUGGUGCCGGAGCUGGAGCCGGAGCCGGAGCCAGAGCCAGAACCUGGGGUUGCAGUUGAGCCCCUCUGUGAUGAGGAGGAGGGAGCGGUUAAGACAUAG